Trichobilharzia szidati is the source of this 2672-nucleotide messenger RNA. The record is from the annotation of a GenBank genome assembly. Lineage: Eukaryota; Metazoa; Platyhelminthes; Trematoda; Strigeidida; Schistosomatidae.
AUGAUGAAACCGGCUGAUACUGAUAUCGAUUUUGUCUCUUCUGAUAUACCCUCGCAUAUGAUGACGAUGGCGAUGCCUACAAAAGAAGAAGAAGAACCAAUUGCUCCAGAGGAGGCAGUAAGGGCAGACAAUCCUCCUGAACCAGAAGAAUCUGUUGUACCACAUCCUGAAGAAGAAGAGUGUCCUUUUGAUUCUAAUGAACAGGAGAAAUUGCUUCAUCAAGUUGAAGUACAACCGCAACAACAACAUCAAGAAUGCGAAGAAAACGAUUUUGAUAAUGAAGCUGGGCAAUCAGAUAUUGAUGAAAUGGAAACAGAAUUUGUUAUAAAAUAUCAAAAACAUCAACAACAACAACAACAAAAGAAAUUCCAACAUCAAUGGAAGAAGUUUAUCCAUCAACCUGUUGAUUAUGAAUAUGCUGGGAAUGUUAUGUCAUCAGCUCAGACAAUGAACACUUAUUCUGUUGAUUCAAGUACUGAUAAUGACCAACGAUUACGUAAUGAUUUUCCUUCUCCUUUAUGUGAUGAGAAGAAGAAGGCCAACGAUGAACAACAACAACAACAACACACCGAUAUGUUGGUGAUGAUGGCGGCUGACGAGUCUGUUCAAAAAGUUGAUUCUACUACACAUGAUGAUUCAUCAUUAUUGAUUAAUGAUCAAGUACGGAAAUUUGAUGAGAAUCAAAUUGAUGAUACAUAUCAACUAGAGGAUAAUGCUACGGCGGCUACUACUACUACUACAGGUUUACAUAUUGAUACUGCAGAAACUGUCACUGAAUAUCAACCAAUGUGCAGUCCAGAUUCUGAAGUCUCAGACGACUCCAUUAUACGUCGUCCAGAUCAUCAUCAACAACAACAACUCGAAGAGCAACAUUAUAAUAAGGAGGAAGAAGGAGAAGUUGAACACGAUGAAUGUGACACUGACUAUCUGCAUGAUGAUGAACAAGUCCAGCAGACGUCUGUAGUGAAUUCGUUAAUGUCUACACCAAAUCGUUGUAUAUCACCAAAUCAAAAUAUUGUCAGUUCAACACAUCCAAACGAUGAUGAUGAUGAUGGCUAUGAUGGUAAUGAUCAAUAUGAUGUGACAUUAGUCGGUAAACAGUUCAACAAUGAAGCCCAACAACAAGCUUAUUCAUCAUCCAUAUCAUUGAAUAAUAAUACCAAUGUAUCAAUGAUGCCUACUACAACUAUGACUACUGAUGACGACGGUGAUGCUGAUGGUGACGGUGAUGUUAAUACGACAGUGAUUAAUUGUAUGCCUUCAGAAGGAGAUUUCAAUGGAAUUGCUACUACAGCCUUUGAAAGUCAGCUACACACUGAUCUUUCUACUGCUUCUACUUCUACUCCUCUCCAUCAUCAUCCCCAUCUCCAUCAGGAACAGCAUUCUGAUGAUGUUGAUGAGUUGAAAGAAUUGAAUUAUUCAAUGAAUAUUACUUCCACUACUACUAUUAAUAAUAAUAAUUAUCCGUAUACAAAUGGAUUUAAUCUCAACGGUGGUGGUAACGCGAAUGGAUAUUCAAAUUUUGAACAAAUUUCAACAAAUAACAAUAAUAGUCAAGAUGAAAAUCACCAUUACAACUACUUAUAUAACAAUAAUAAUAGUAGUAUGAACCAAUCAGAACAACCAAAUCAACUAUUAGAGACAAUGAUCGAUGAUGAUGAUGAUCACAUUACUACAAGUGAAUUAUUGAAAUCUGCUCAUCUGUCAUCACAUUCACCGUACACUUCUCGUCAAAUGUUGAAUAAUUGUGAUGACAAUGAUUUCUCUGGGAAUAACAAUCCAAUGGCGACAACACCGAAAACACCGCCUCCAAUUCGACAACUUGAAUAUAAUAAUAAUAAUAAUAAGGAUUACCAUGGAGAUAUUAUAGAUCAUCUGAUGCAAGAUCCACACUAUGCGAAUACAGCAACGCCAACAACAACACCAACUACAGAUGAAUCAAUAUUUGAUCCAAUAAAACAAUGGGGUCAACCACUUGGUCUUCCAGCACCAGUACCACCGAGUACUACAACAAAUCAUCAUAUGAAGGUAUCUCAUGCUCCAAAUGUGUCUGCUAAACGUAUACGAUCAGCUGAUACUGGUGGGAAGACAACAUCAGCAACCGGUGAUUCAAGUAAAUGAACUAACUCUACCUCCUGGACCGCCAGUUUAUCUUGAUGUUAUCUGGGUGCCUAAUUAUCUUAUCCGUGUGCCUCAAUCAAUGAUUGUCGAUUUCUUUACACGUGUACGUUCAAAAAUGUACAUUCUGUCAGGUGAAGCACUUCAUCCUAAUAUAGCUGAAGCAUUGAUUACAGCUAAAGCUAAAUGGAAUCCUGAUGAUGUUGCUUAUCUGUGUCGUUGUGAUGCCAAUUCAUCUGAUGCUGUCAUCACAAUUCUGCCAACUUAUGAACCAAAAGAAUGGAUACGUUGGUUGGAAACACCUUGUGGUCGAUUAGAUGAACAAAAAGGCUCAGAUCGACUGGCAGCCAAUCAUUUUCGACUGUUACCUGCUGUGAAUCUAUGCAGUACACAAUUUAAUGCUGGUGAUAUGAUAUUUGAAUGUGAAGGAUUGCGUGUGGAAUUCUAAACAUUUCGCUAUUUAUAUAUCUAUAUCUAUAUAUCUAUGCAAUAUGUUGUUUGUAUGUAUGUGUAAACCAUCCACGUGCAUUCAUGUGGUUUCUUUUUGGUUGAUG